Zingiber officinale is the source of this 1571-nucleotide messenger RNA. RefSeq names its product patatin-like phospholipase domain-containing protein 2. The transcript has 7 exons. Gene Ontology annotation, cellular component: membrane; lipid droplet; cytoplasm. NCBI's taxonomy places the organism in Eukaryota, Viridiplantae, Streptophyta, Magnoliopsida, Zingiberales, Zingiberaceae. Gene Ontology annotation, molecular function: triacylglycerol lipase activity. Bases 36 to 1241 code for a protein of 401 amino acids. Gene Ontology annotation, biological process: lipid homeostasis; triglyceride catabolic process. The record is from RefSeq and is a predicted model, not a curated record.
UAUAAUUUGGAUUUCGAGAGAGGCGGCAUAGACCGAUGCCUUGUGUAAGCGCCGGAUCAUUCUCGAUGUUCUGCUUGCCUUCCUCUUCUCGUCCUCUUCUCCCUCGAUCUUCUUCCCUCCGUUUGAAAUUCCACGGCUCCUCUCACCUCCAUUUGUCCCCUUCCGCCGUCACUUUUCUACUCCCCAAUCCUCAACGCCGUGUACUCCCUCCCAUUCGCCAUAUCACCCACGCUCGGACCGGUAAACGCGGAAGCUCCGAGACAUCGCCUCCACCGCCAUCGGAAAGGAAGUCCCUCGCCGUGGCCACUGGAGAGCUCUUUUUGGGCCUGGCCUCAUUGCUCAUCAGGAACAGGGGCGGCGACGCAGUCACGGAGAUCUAUGUUCACGAUAGUAUAGGGAAGUCGAGCGAUGUCGUGACGGAGGAUUCUGACGUGAUCUGGGAGCAGAGGGCAGAGGAUGUGGAGGCCGAGAAGAAGCUGAAGAGAUUCAGCAGCCCUGGGUUUAGUUUUUCUGCUGCUGGAUUGUUAUUUCCUUAUCAUCUCGGUGCGGCUCAGUUCCUUCUUGAGAAUGGAUACAUCAAGGAAACUACUCCACUCGCGGGCUCUUCAGCUGGUGCUGUAGUCUGUGCAGUGAUUGCUUCGGGUAAAAGCAUGCAAGAGGCUCUUAUAGCAACCAAGAUUUUGGCUGAAGAUUGUCGUCUUAAAGGCACUGCAUUUAGGCUUGGGGCAGUACUAAGGGGUGUCCUAAACACUUUUCUACCAGAGGAUGUGCACACUAGGUCCAAUGGAAGAAUUCGUGUUGCUAUCACUCAAUUACUGUGGAGGCCCAAAGGUUUACUUGUAGACCAUUUUGAUUCAAAGGAAGAUCUCAUCGAUGCAGUUUUUACAUCUUCCUUUAUUCCAGGCUAUCUAGCUCCUAGGCCUGCUACUCUAUUCCGCAACCGACUGUGCAUUGACGGAGGCUUGACAUUAUUUAUGCCUCCAACUUCUGCUGCAAAAACGGUUCGAGUAUGUGCUUUCCCCGCCAAUCGGUUGGGACUGGAGGGAAUUGGAAUUAGCCCAGAUUGCAACCCUGAUAACAGAGCUACUCCACGGCAGCUCUUCAACUGGGCCCUGGAACCGGCCGAUGAUUGUAUUCUAGAUAAUCUGUAUGAACUUGGUUAUCUUGAUGCAUCUGUGUGGGCGGAGCAGAAUCCUUUGAGUACAGGUGAGGAACAAAGAAACCAAAAUGCAACCACAUAACCCCAAAGGCAGAUAGUGUGCUUAAUUGAUUGAUGUCCGGAUUUGGAAAUCAACCUCAAGAUAUGCUAGUAUAUACAGCUGAUAUAUGUUAAAGCUGGUUUAGUUCACAUACAUCAUAUCCACUCUCAGAAAAGUUUCUGAUCCAUUCUUUUAUCUUCCACAAAAAGUGGAAGCACUUAUUCUUCAUGGAUGUCUAUUGAAUUGCAUUUUGAAACAUUAAAGGCUCAAAAUAAAUUGGAUGGUUGGCUGUAGUCUUAGAAUUCAGGCUGUAAUCACACACAAAUGAUACAAUAUGCAAUUCAAAUAUUGGCUACCUUACUGCCCUUGACU